Messenger RNA from Pelobates cultripes (western spadefoot toad), 1861 nucleotides. Lineage: Eukaryota; Metazoa; Chordata; Amphibia; Anura; Pelobatidae. The record is from the annotation of a GenBank genome assembly.
CUUUGUCCCUCAAACUUGCGAAUGAUGGUGUCCAGGAAAGUAUUCUGAGGAGCAACGUGACCUCUUCUGACUGGCAUCCUUAUUCCAUGAGCAUUUCCCGUCCAAUGACAGACAGCAUUUACUGUCAAUGCAAGCUCCAGUCACAUGGAGCCAAGGUCCUUCACACGUCCCCCUAGCAGAUUACAAAGACCCCUGGAGAACAAUGGGCAGGUCCACAAUGAUCAGAGUGGUAAGAACCAGGCAAGACAAAGCAAUCCAAUGAGGGCCACAGAGGAGAUUAAAUGGCAAGGUAUUGCUUAUAUAGUCAAGAAGAUCCUCCAGUGGGAUCAAAGAGAGCAGACCAGACAAUGGAAACCUCGAUAUAACAUAAAGGAUGACAGCAGCCUCAUCCCGAUUGUUACCCUAUGCCCAUGGUCUUCACUUGGUUCAUUGGAGGCUGAGCUGUCUGUCAACCCAGACAGUAAUGGUAAGAGGGAUGGAAAGCUUGGGGCCUACAAAGGCUUUUGAGAUCUGUGUAUCUCCUGUUUCCCUGAGACACAUGCACCUGUCAUUACUGCCUUCACGCACCUGUAUUUAAAUCAUCCACCGUCUGCUCUGGCUCCCUCUCCUUUCCCACCGCUGCCUAUAAUGUGCAGCAAACAUAAACCAAGCCUCACUGAUACACGUGUGCAAAUGAGUCCACUCUUAACUCCUCGUGACCCGCAACACUGUGAAUUCAAGAAGCAAAAAAGUAGGGCUAUAACAAAGGUGGAGAUAGCCUCAGGUUUGGGUCAAAUCAAGAAAUAGGGGGUGCAAGGCUGAUGAAAAGAUUCCAGGUGUCAAUCACUCACAUCAAUGCCUCACACUUUCAUUCUCCAGGUAAGUUGUAGAGUAGGGAGCUCUGCACCUGCUGUUCAUGGAUACCGUGGGUACCCCGUCCACUGUAGGUCACACUGUGCUCGGAUUUGAUUUAGUACAGUGACCACGAGUAGAGUACUCACACUUCUGAUGUCACCGCGAGCUAUGAGCACACUAGGACAAUAUCAGUCUGUAACGAAGGAGCAAAGGUACCUUGUCUAAUUAACAGAGAAAACUCAUGGCUAUGUGAAUAAACAAAAAGCAGUCUGUGUGAUUCCUGUAAGAUGUUAUUAUCAGGGCAAUGCGUUACGUGUGACCCUGAUAAACAAUGCCCGCACAACACACAGAGCAACCACACAGCAGCAGGAUGAACUUAAAUCCAACAUCAGCAGGCCACCAGCAGUCUCCAAAGACAUGUCAUCUCACUCAGCCCACUCAGAGAGAAACAGCUACGCCUGGGCUACAGGUCAGUGCUGUGUCACCUAGAAUACAUGUUUUAUAUCCUUAAUGAUCCUUCAUAUCGUGUCCUUUAAUGAUCCUUCAUAUCGUGUCCUUUAAUGAUCCUUUAUAUCGUGUCCUUUAAUGACCCUUUAUAUCGUGUCCUUUAAUGAUACUCAGUAAUAAUGCUUGCCGGUAACAGGUCGUGAGUGAGCUUUCUUCCUUCUCUCCCUUUUGGUAAUAUCGGAAAGAAGAUCCGCCAGUGAACGAGGAAAAGCCCCACCUGUAGUAACAGAGCGUCUAUACCUGGCUUUGGGUGCCACAGCGCAUUUAUCCCAUGAUCCUCUGUGGUUGAAGGCGGGAAUCCAUGGGGGGUCUGGAUGAGAAGCAAGUCAGACCCUCAGAUUAAGGAGACAUGCCCCCAUCACCUGCUCCGUCAGGCUGACUGACAUGCAUAGAAUAUGCUGCUCUAUCAGGUUUCUCUUCUCUCCAAUGAGGAUGGCAAGUAUCCUGGCCGUCUACUCCACAAGGCAUCCCCUUAUUAGGAGACAAGGAAGGUAGAAGGAGAUGCUGCAGGAGACUGAUG